Cucurbitaria berberidis CBS 394.84 is the source of this 3579-nucleotide messenger RNA. RefSeq lists its product as uncharacterized. The record is from RefSeq and is a predicted model, not a curated record. Lineage: Eukaryota; Fungi; Ascomycota; Dothideomycetes; Pleosporales; Cucurbitariaceae. The transcript has 4 exons. Bases 1 to 3579 code for a protein of 1192 amino acids.
AUGAGCUUCGAUGUAGGUAGAGGAGCUCCACGAGCUCCUCCUCUUCGCUUGAUCCGUAAGCCGUUAUUCCCACCUUCUGGCUCUCUCUCAUAUCCUUCUCUCACUCAAGCAAUUGAUACAGCUCCUAGGUAUGCUAUCAUGACGACAUCAGCCUCCCUUGAAGCAUGGAGGAACCGACUCCCGGACGACGACUUUUCCUUUGGAGAAAUCAGUAGCCAUCUGGUUGUGCUGCAGACCGGUACAUUUACCUUGGACCAUAAUGUCUUGUGGCCAGUAGAGAAGCAGAUGAUGGUGUAUGCGGAGCACAUUGACAUUGCGGAAAGCGUCACCUUGCCGGGCCGUACUCUCUGGCUUUUCUGCAACAAGCUCACUCUGGGAAGUUCAAUGGUAGUUGUCGAUGUUUCGGGCAAAAGUGGUACAAACGGUGCGCCUAAUGCCACUCCCAAGCUAGAAAUUAACGGUCAGAAUGGGGGAAGUGUGUACCUUUAUGUAGAAACGCUGGAGGAAAACUUGGUGCCAAUUACGACAUUGAAUCCAGCCACAGGAAAGCCAGAAUACGCUGGGCUUUAUAUAUACGCCAACGGAGGCGACGGUGGAACUGGAUCAACUAAUACCGAUGCUUCGAAAAACUCCGGUCGCGGUAACAAUGGUGGUGACCCAGGUAAACCUGGAAGAAUUGCUGUGUAUUUCUCAGAUCAAACCUGCAACGCCCUCGUGGAACUCGCCAAUAUGAUGGAUGGGCUUGUACGCAUUACUGGAGACGCCGACUGGAAAACCAAAAUACAAGCUUUGAUCGACUACAAGUAUUCGCAAGACGUGCAGAAGCAACCCGUAGACCAACUCAAACAGGCACUUCAAGCUUACAUUACAUGGCACGAGAGUUUCGAUAGCCUAAACCGCGAAUUGGCCGGGACACCGGUCGGCAGUGCCCCUGGAGAUCUUAGUGCCUCUGCCAUAGAGGCCCGAGCCAGCAUCCAGGAAGUUCUUGACCGAAUCAUGAGCAGCAAGUGCCUUCCGGACAUCACAACCACCUUCAGUGAUGACUUCACCAAUUUCCGGAGAGUGGUCACUAACGUACGGACGAACAGCGAUCCCAGCAAGGCUAUGGAACUUUGGACCGCGUACCAGACGACCGCAGACAUAAUGCUUAAAACACUUCAAAGUGUACAUGCGAACAAGACUGGGGUGCUCAGCCAGACUUUAAAGACUGCAUUUGACGCAAUCCAAGCAGAAUACGAGAAUGUAACAAUGAAUACCGCGGUCACGAUGAGCAGUGCCUACCAAGCAGAACCUGGGACAUCUGGAACAGGAGGUACCGGUUAUGGACCUGGAAUGGUCGGCCAACCAGGCCAAAAGUACACAGAAUCUGGCCAGCACAAUGCAACAUUUCUGGUUCGGUCAGGAGCGCGAUACAACCUCAACACAACGAUUCCAAUCGCCAAUGCGGAGCAAUGCCAAAUGUUGCUCAAUCUCGCCGACUUGCAAUACUUUCAGGCCACUGCUACUGGGGUGUUCGACAAAGCAAAAGAUAUGUACACUCACUUGAGUCGCAGACUCUCGUUCGUGCCUCGUCUUUUGGAACGCGGGAAUAACGAGUCCAAGCUUUUCGCGGCAUACGAUGAUUUGCACUCAUUGAGAAUUGCGUUCAAACCCCUGGUUCAAUUGGAAGGCAUCAAAAGAAGGGCAGAUCUGUGCCUUAACAGAAUCCAAGGAAAGCAAGACAUGCUUGGGUAUCCUCCAGAGUGGGCGCCUCGACGGUCAUUUCAGUUCUAUCUCGCGGGUGUGGAGAGGCACAUCGAGAGCAUCGAAGCGCUCGAAAAGCUUCUCCCAGCAUUCAGCACGAGCAGUCAAACUGCGCAAGCGACGCUCGAGCGAGUCAAAAGCGACACUGACUCCCACCUCAAGGUACUAGGAAGCCGCAUCACAGACCUUAAUGGCGAACGCGGCGAACUUAACUCGUCCGCCCGCGUCAUUGCGGCGUACAGCCCAGCGAUCAAGAAAAAGCGCGUGCUACUAGGGAAUCUCAUCAAAAGCGCCGAAAAGGAUAUUCAGAAUUACACGAAAGUAGAUCCGAAAGCGGUGAUCGAAGCCUUGACCAUGGUUGUGUUCUGCCCAAAUGCUGCAAUGGCUGGAGUUCAAGCAUUCGGGCUCUUCGAAAAGACCUCUUCGUCAUUCCAAGCUCUCGACGGCAGUACUGUGGAGAGGAAGUAUGUCGUGAACCAGUUCCAGAAGAUGGACAAUAAAUUUGAAAGUCUCACGGAAGGCUACAAAAGUCGGUCGGACUCUACUAUCGACGUUGACGACCCAGGUGCCGACAAAAUACUCGCUGCCAAAGAUGACAUUGAAGACCUCAUCCGAAAAUACAAAGACGCCAUCAGGACCGGAAAUGCUAAAGCAAUCCAUAAAGAAAUUGAUGGGUACGUUGACCUUAUAAAACGUCGUAAUGAUGCUGUCUUUACGUACAACGCCGCGGUCCAAGUGCUGGGUGAGCUCAAGUCGGAGGAAGCGGUAUAUCAAAAACAACAGGCAGCAUACGGUGCUGAAUUCAUUCAAAUCGACAAGAACUUGCCGGUAGGGCGCUACUAUGCUACGAAGUUGAUCAACGAUGCAAGGCUCUCGAUACUAAUGGAAUUAACAAAGGGUGCCAAAGCAAUCCGGUACUGGGCACUGACGACUCCUGAAUCUAUCAAGUAUGAUGGGUAUCAGAAGUUUCCUGCCUCUGCUGCCAUCAAAGCAUAUAGAGAUGGCCUGAUAGAGGCGUUCGACAACUGUCUGAAAUCUUAUGGCAGUCUUAUCUACAACCAGUUUCCGAAACUGACGGAUCGCGAGGAACGAGGCACAAAUGCUCUUGGCUAUUGCUACAAGCUCAAUCAAACUAUUGUGGACACUUUGAAAUCCUCGGGAAAACCCGACGACAUAGCAGCUUCGGAGAACCGGCCUGCUUCAGCUGGUGAGGGAACGGACGACACAACUGGCCCUGGCGCAACUGACGAGCCCGCCCCUCAGCCUGUUGAUCCAAACUCCAAACGGCUGUACGAGGUGUUCUUUGAGAUUCCUCUUGUCACGAAGGCUACCACGGCGUCAGAGCAUUCUCUUGCCGGAUAUUGGGAUUUGCGAAUCGACCAGAUCCGAGUUUGGCUGUUUGGGGCGACGGUAGACUCGAGCUCUCCCAAACUUCGCAUAAAACUCGAGCAUCUCGGAACAGAGCGCAUAGUGAAGUAUGAGGACGGUUCGAUUGUAUCUGAUCCCUCAACCGAAUCUCAGGCCACGAAUCCUGCCCUUGCAGUCAGCGAAAGGAUUUUCACGUUCAAGCACGAUCACGUUGCAGUCAAUUUUGAGUACAAUCCUUUAGGCAUCCUGAACAUUGAAGACACCUCCAAAGCGAAGAUACCUUCAGGUCAGAAUUUCCCGGGUGUUUACCGGGGGCAGAAUGUUGACGUUAGGACGGAGACUCUGGCACCGAUGGGGCCAUUCGGGCAAUGGAAAUUGUCCGUGGACGCUUCCUAUCACAUUCAUCUAGAUCUCUCUAAUCUGACGGGGAUCACAAUUGAGUUAUGGGGUAGUACGGCGCAGUUCUAG